AGGGAGCGCGCAGCACGGCGAUCGGCGGUGCGCUGUGUCCCUAGGACACAGCAGAUCACCGAUCACGGAAAGAGCCGAAGAUGUCGGCUCGGUCAUGUGGUCAGCUGUGUCCAAUCACAGCUGAUCACAUGGGACAUGUACACUGAUCAUCAGGGCACUGAUGAUCAGUGUGCCCUGAUGAUCAGUGUAGCCCCAGCAGUGCCACCUGUCAGUGUCCAUCAGUGCCUUAUGUCAGUGCUCAUCAGUGCCUCGUGCCAGUGCCCAUCAGUGCCACAUCAGUGCCACAUAUCAGUGCCUACCAGUGCACAUCAAUGCCACAUAUCAUUGCCCAUCUGAGCUGCCUUUCAGUGUCACCCAUCAGUG
Staurois parvus is the source of this 363-nucleotide messenger RNA. The record is from the annotation of a GenBank genome assembly. Lineage: Eukaryota; Metazoa; Chordata; Amphibia; Anura; Ranidae.